This is a messenger RNA of Puntigrus tetrazona (Sumatra barb), 3446 nucleotides long. RefSeq names its product scavenger receptor cysteine-rich domain-containing group B protein (gene ssc4d). Gene Ontology annotation, cellular component: membrane. The record is from RefSeq and is a predicted model, not a curated record. The transcript is spliced from 11 exons. NCBI's taxonomy places the organism in Eukaryota, Metazoa, Chordata, Actinopteri, Cypriniformes, Cyprinidae. Bases 744 to 2495 code for a protein of 583 amino acids.
UCUAUACAUUAAAGUCAACAUGGAAUAUUUGUCGUGCAUUUAACAUUUGGUUAUAUAACAUAUUUCUGAGUGAAACAGGAUCAGAAAAAGUAAGCAGGACUGGAUUGCGUUCUUUAGAAAUUGACCGAUUUACAUAUGACCUUACAUUUCAUUUAAAGUUUACAUUUGAUCUGUUCGUGCAGCGAAGUAAGUGUAAGUGAGCGAUCACAUGACCUUACCAGUUACAGGAAUAGAUGGCAUUAGCCGCAAAGUGUUUCGCGCUGAAAUUCUACGCAGAAACCGAUCGUUCACAAUAAGGCCGUGAAUGAGGUUUCUUGUUGUCUUCUUGCCGUCUGCGUACUCGUAGCUUGCGCUUCGAAUGUGUCUGUGUCUGGGAAAAUGGGUCAAACUUGGACGUGCGGUCGAACUGAAAAAUACAUCAAAUGCAUCACAUCUCUGCAGCGUGAAAAGCUUAUUAACAGCAGGUCACGCAAACGAUCCGUCUGCUCUCGUAUAUCAAUACGUGUCUGUCCGGAGCGGCCCGUGGCCCGCAGGCUGGGCAUUUGUUGUUGUUGAUGUUGAGAGUGCAUGUGUUUUUUUACAUAACGUACUAUGAGGAGAAGCUGUCCAAUCGCUGACCAGCAGACCCAGUAGUAGCCUAGUUACUGUAAUAACCUGGUGGUGCGACGCCAGACCACUUCGGUGAAAGUUAGCGAGAGUAGAAGCUCACCGUAGGUGUCUGUGUGUGCUUUAGGCGUCCGGCCAUGAUCGGUCAGCGUGUGUCAGACAGCCUGCGCAGACGCUGGACGUCUGCCGCCUGGAUCCUCUCCUGUCUGCUGGCAUCCUUCUUACUGAUCGCCGUCAGCUUCCUUCAAACCGGAGAUAUCAAACUCCAGCGAAGAUCGGUUUCCGCCAACGCAAACGCGUCAGCGGCAGCGCAGUCUCAAGGUGAGCUGCGUUUAGUGAACGGCAGGAACCGCUGCGAGGGGCGCGUGGAGGUGCUUCACAACGGGACGUGGGGGACGGUGUGUGACGACGACUGGGACAUGGUGGACUCUUACGUGGUUUGCCGGCAGCUGGACUGCGGGGUGGCCGUGGCCGUGGGGACUAGCUCCAAGUUCGGCCAGGGCUCCGGGCCCAUCCUGCUGGACAACGUGGACUGUAGAGGAGAAGAGACGGACCUGAGCCAGUGCGGGAAUCAGGGAUGGGGCGUCCAUAACUGCUACCACUACGAAGACGUGGCCGUCACCUGCAAAGGCAACAGUGUGGUUGAACCUCGAAACCUGGAGCCCACCACACCUUCCCGUCUCAUCUCUGCUUUAGGGGACGGAUCGGUGCGUCUGGCGGGGGCCUCGGACCGCUGUCAGGGCCGGGUGGAGGUCUACUAUCAGGGCAGCUGGGGGACGGUGUGUGAUGACGACUGGAGCUUGGCGGACGCUGCGGUCGUGUGUCAGCAGAUGGGCUGCGGGACGGCCCUGGGCGCUCCGACGAACGCUUACUUCGGCUACGGCACCGGCCUGAUUCUGCUGGACAACGUGAACUGUCACGGGCACGAGAGCAGCCUGGCCGGCUGUUACAGCCUCGGCUGGGGGGUUCAUAACUGCGGCCAUCACGAGGACGCCGGGGUCAUCUGCUCAGGGGCCAGCUCCACCAUGGUCCCAGUAAUCAACACGGAGACUAUAGGUCGGGGCUUCUUCCUCCCUGAAAGCACAGCAGUGACAGAAAUGCCAGUGCCUGUACAGCGUGAAACGGUAACCACGGUGAUCACUACAGCCUCAACAACAAAAGAGAAGCCGAGCAUCCGUCUGGUGAACGGCCUCAACGGCUGUCAGGGCCGAGUGGAGGUGCUCUACUUCACCGUCUGGGGCACGGUGUGCGACGAUGACUGGGACAUGGAAAACGCUCUGGUGGUCUGCAGACAGAUGGGAUGCGGGGCGCCGAUCGCAGCCAAGUCUCUGGCUUACUUCGGCUACGGCUCCGGCCCCAUACUGCUGGACAACGUGGACUGCAGCGGCAGCGAGCAAAAGCUGUCCGACUGCUUCAACCUGGGCUGGGGUCAGCAUAACUGCGGCCAUUACGAGGACGCCGGGGUCAUCUGCGCACCGCCUUCGGACCUUAACGCAGCCGGAAGAGACUUUGGCUUCGGAAUCACCGAGAAACCUACAACUUCAAUAGCGACUACGACCACAACUCCAGCAGACGGGGCCCUCCGGCUCAUUGGGGGCCUGAUGCUCUGCGAGGGCCGUGUGGAGGUGUUCCUGAGAGGAGAAUGGGGGACCGUGUGCGACGACGCCUGGGAUCUGGCGGACGCCAAGGUGGUGUGCAGGCAGAUGGGCUGCGGCCUGCCCAAAGCCGCCCAGGGCAUGGCCCACUUCGGCCCCGGCAGCGGCCCCAUCCAGAUGGACAAUCUGAAGUGCACAGGCACAGAAGCGGCUCUCACUCAGUGCUCUCACAUAGCGUGGAACGUCCACAACUGUGACCAUUCAGAGGACGCCAGCGUCACGUGUGCGCUCUGAUGACCCCGCCCACCCCACGGGCCACGCCCCCCGCCGCCGCAGGCCACACCCACCAAGAGUUUCCAGGACUUGUAUAAAUGUUGUACAUAACACCUCACGCCAAACCUGACGAGGAGCUUUAAAGGACGAAAUAGUCAUUGGGUGUGAAACGAGAAAAAUAAAUUAUGCUAUAUAAAUAACUGUAAUAAAUAUUAUGAAUGAUAAUUCUAAUUAUGCACUUUAUAAACUAUAAGAAUGUGUACACAUAGGUGAAUAAAUAUAUUUUAAACUAUCGAUAUACAGUGGAUACCAAAGUUUUAGACUCUUUUUAGUCUGUCAUUUUGAUUGCAAGCACCAAAUUUAUUACGCCAUACAAAAACCUACGUACUGUACUUUUCCCGUUUGAUUCUACUGGAUCUGUUUCCUGAAAACGUAAAGCGUAAAAUACGUCUAUUUUAAAUACUGGAAGACUGUUGUGUUGCAUGUCUUAAAAAGGUAAGAGAGCAGAUCUUUGCAUUUUGCCGAACGAACAAUAUGCUUCAUUAUUCAAGCGAAAAAUAAUAAUAAUAAUCUGGCUUGUUCUGAGGACCUUUUUGAUUGGGAAAAAAAAUAUUCAAUUUUUUUUUUUGAGUAGACGAACGGAAUAACAAUUAAUGGGAUAUAAGGAAUAUCGCAUUCCAUCGAGGAAACAAAAAACACAUCGUUGGUCUAAAUGCAUAACCUCUUAGUAUAUUAGGUGGUUAUUUUAUGAGAAAUUUGGGGCAAAAUUGAUGCAAAGAUAUUUUAUAAAUAAUAUAUAAUUGCACAUUUGAUAUCCUAAAUUUAGAAAGAAGAAAAAAGUCAAGAAAAAGAAGUCAAUUGAUGAAAUGCAUUUGAUGUAACUUUUUACUGUACAGACUUUCCUGAAAUAUUGGAGUGAAACAAUGUUUUUCGAUACGUAGGGAAAUAAAACUAUGAAUCUCUUAUUAUUAA